Messenger RNA from Haliotis rubra (blacklip abalone), 861 nucleotides. RefSeq names its product BPTI/Kunitz domain-containing protein 4-like. The record is from RefSeq and is a predicted model, not a curated record. NCBI's taxonomy places the organism in Eukaryota, Metazoa, Mollusca, Gastropoda, Lepetellida, Haliotidae. The transcript has 7 exons. The annotation marks the transcript as partial.
CGCCGUUGUUUCAGGAUAUGCAAGAACGGCUUUAAAAUGGUCAAUGGUUGUCAAUCAUGUCUGUGCAAUCCAGGUCCAAGUACCUGCCCAAAGAUACGCUGCUCCCUGCUCCAGGCGUGCCGUUUUGGCGUGCAGAAAGUAAACGGUUGCCCCACGUGUUCUUGUAAGCCUCGGUUGUGUCCCCUUUGGUCCAGCUACCAAUGCAGGAGGCGCUGUCUGUCAGGGUAUACCAUCCGUACAGUAGGUCGUAGAGGAUGUCCGACAUGCAUGUGCAGACGAAGGUCACGUUUUGGUGCAGCUAACGUUCCUGCGGUGUCUCUGUCCCAGAAAAGACCGGUGUGUGGUCCCGUGUGCGCAAUCUUCUGUAAAUGUGGGAAUAUCCCUGAUGAGAGAGGAUGUCCAACGUGUCGUUGUCGACCAUGUGGACCGUCAAUCUGCCCCUUACGUCGCUGUGCUCGACCAAUCGAAUGUCGUUUUGGGGUAAAGAAAGUGAACGGUUGCCCCACGUGUGAGUGUAAUCCUGGCCCUGCCGAUUGCUCCAAGGUCGGGUGCCCACCAGAUGUCGCUAUCAAGUGUGCUUAUGGCGUCAAGAUAAUAAAUGGCUGUCCUUCGUGUUCCUGCAACUCUGGUCCAGUGUGUCCAAAGCGCCGUUGUUUCAGGAUAUGCAAGAACGGCUUUAAAAUGGUCAAUGGUUGUCAAUCAUGUCUGUGCAAUCCAGGUCCAAGCACCUGCCCCAAGAUACGCUGCUCCCUGCUCCAGGCGUGCCGUUUUGGCGUGCAGAAAGUAAACGGUUGCCCCACGUGUUCUUGUAAGCCUCGGUUGUGUCCCCUUGGUCCAGCAACCAAUGCAGGAGGCGCUGCC